AGUGAAAGUAUAGUCAGGUGUCAACAGUGAUACUAAUAGUAAAAACAUUGAUGAAAUUAUAUCAUCGGCAUAAUUAUUGCUUUAAGUAGUUUCUUUAAACCCAUAUAGUUAUCAGCUACCGUUUGAUAAAUAUAAGCCUACAAUGGAGCCAAAACCGUUGUUUAUGGGUCCAACGGUAUACCGCGAGAGAGGAGCGCAUUUGCGGCGUCUUGAGCAGUUCGACAAGGCAAAAGAUGCUUACGAUGAAGCAUACAAGAUUACACAGAGUGACGUGCGGAUGUUAACGGGGCGUAGCCAGGUAUGCAGCGCCGCUAUGCAGCCGAACCAGGCCUACGCUGACGCCGAGAUGGCUUUGAAACUCGAACCAAACAAUAUGAUCGCCCGAAACAUGCAGUCGCAGGCCUUGUACACCAUCUCAGAUUUCGAGCGAUCGAUAGUUAUGAACUACCGCGGUUUUCGAGUUCGUAAGCAGCCAGGAUAUUUUAAGGAGGGCAUUGAUCAGGGCAUCGAAACCCUCCAAGACUGCAUUGGAGUGAAUGCGGGCUCUGUUAUGACAGAUUUUCUUCCAUUGAUUUAUCAAAAUUUACGAGAUGCCGAUGAUGAAUACGAGCCUAGUAAAGUUAUGCGCGUUUCUCGUAUUCCACAAACAAUAGAGAAAAAAAAAAUGACGCAAUUAGAAGCACGUAAGCAGGCUAUACUCGCAAAAGUGUUAGCUAUGAAAUAUUUAGGCUCAAUGGCUAGCGACAAAUUUUUCUUAAUGAACCUAGUAGAGGAUGACCGCUUAAUGUCUGCCAACAAGAAGGGUAGCUGUGACUUAAAGUAUUAUGUUCAGGAAGCUCUUCGAGCGCUUUCCGAACGUCAAAGGAUGCUUCGUGCCCAAAAACCUUAUUAUGCCGUCAAAUUAGCGGAAAAGACGCAUUCACAUUACCAGAGGACAUUUAAAGAACAAUUAUUGAUCAAAGAACGGGAAGUUGGUGCGCAUACUGCAGAACAUUAUUUGAGAGAUAUAGCCAAGAGCUUGCGUGAGCUUCGUAUAAAGGAUUUGAUUAAUACAGCGGAAAGAAUGCAGUUAUUCCUUGAUACCAAAACUUUAUACACUUUGCCGGAUAAACAAAUUUACACUGACCGAUUGUACAGGAUGGUCGGAGAAGGUUAUCUAUCCCAGCACAGGAUAUCUUACAAACUGAGUGAGCGUGGUAACAGGAAUCGAAUUGCUUUCCUUAUGGGACUUCCUUGUGGACGAUCUACUUCUUUCGAUUCAGUUAGAGCCAAUUACCCAACCAAGUUCACUGAUGUCGAAAAAGCCACGGCAAAAACUUUUGAAGUACUUGAAAUGUGUGAGAAUUCCACUAUGAGAUGUUGGCUGAUGUACGAAAUGGCUCGUUUACUUUGUCUUCAAAAGAACUAUGCUCUUUCUAAGUUUUAUGCAAAGCGAUGUCAACGGCAAGCCCAAGAGUUGGGUAAUGUGACUUGGUGGUUGAAUGGAUGUUACAUCUUAAUGAGUGGAGAUAUGCAACAAGGUAAUGCGAAUGAAGUCCGCAUUCAAGUAGAGGAAGCAUGGGAAUGGUCAAAAGAAACUAAAGAUGAAGUAGGAAUCCAAUCGUUCCUUUCUAAGUGUGCCGCGAUGGCCGGCGAGACAAUGUCCGUUGAUGAGCGUAAAGCCAUAGACCAGCGCGAGCGGGAUAUACUAAAAAUUAUGGACGACAAGAGUCGUGUAGACACCCACGUCCUGUUUAAGCGCAUGUCGACCGUGCCCGCUGGUAGACGCUUCUCCGUGCUUCCACGUAAGCCGGAACCGGGUGCGAUGUCGUCGGCACGGCGGAAAUACCGCCAGCGCGGUCUUUCUGUCGUCCAGGGCCCAGAACUAGAAAUUAUGAAAACGCCCCAAUCUGGAGUUACUGGUUUACAGAUUUUUAAUGUUUAAUUUUGGGUAUUUAGAAAGUAAAGUAUUUUUAGAUAAUAAUUACGUAGAUUUAGUACGUCGUAAGACUUUCACAAAUAAUUUUAACACAUUCAAUUGUUACGAGGGAUGUUUAAAUAAAAAAGAGCUACCCUUAUUAAAACAAAUUUUAUUAGGCGCGGUUCGUAAACGGCCAACGGUUUUAAAUAAUACAAUUUGCCUUCCUAUGUCCAGUGCGUCCGGAAAAAUCCUCCUGGUGUUUCCGCCGAUGUGAUGUCCGAGACUGGACAGGAGCCAAAUAUACG
Messenger RNA from Hyposmocoma kahamanoa, 2205 nucleotides. Its product is annotated as tetratricopeptide repeat protein 25-like. Gene Ontology annotation, molecular function: protein binding. Lineage: Eukaryota; Metazoa; Arthropoda; Insecta; Lepidoptera; Cosmopterigidae. The transcript has a single exon. The record is from RefSeq and is a predicted model, not a curated record. The coding region runs from base 143 to 1924 and encodes 593 amino acids.